Molecule: messenger RNA, 885 nt
Organism: Bipolaris maydis ATCC 48331
Lineage: Eukaryota; Fungi; Ascomycota; Dothideomycetes; Pleosporales; Pleosporaceae
Source: RefSeq, a predicted model, not a curated record
AUGGGCAUUCCCAAUGGCCACACCAAACUCCGAGAAGUAACGCCCGAUACAUCCUUGGAUAAGGUCUUCCAAUAUUGGGAAGAAGACGGCGGCGUUAUUAUAAAGGGCAUUUUGACACCCACACAAGUCAAACAACUCCGGAAAGAGCUCGAACCGCUCCUCGAGAAGUUUCAGCGCGGCUCUACUACAGAUAUUGGACCACUCCAAAGUUUCCACGGAUCACAGACAAAACGUGCGGGCGGUCUCACGAAUUGCAGUGCCGUUUUUCGCGAUCACUUGUUGGACAACGAUUUCUUGCAUGCUAUUGCCGCGCGUUCUUUUGGUAAGGGUGGUCGACCAGGAAUAGAUGCCUAUUGGAUCAGCAGCGCCAACACUAUCAACGUUGGUCCUGGUCAACCCGCACAGGUCCUCCAUCGUGACUUGGGAAAUUAUCCACCUUACCAUUUGCUCGGUCCGGAUGGCCCUGAGUCACAAGUCACAUUCCUUAUUGCAACCGUCGAUUUUACCGACGCUAAUGGUGCGACUCGAAUAAUCCCUGGCAGUCAGAAGUGGUCCUUUGACCGGAAAUGGAGCACUGAUCAAACAAUUGCAAGUGAGAUGGAGGCUGGCGACUGCUUGCUAUUCGGAGGCAAAGUAGUUCAUGGCACUGGCGCUAAUACGACGGAUCACGAGCGUGGAUGUGUUGCAUUUACCUUUUGUGCAAACCAUCUGACGCCGGAGGAAGCGCAUCCGCACAUUUUAAAUGCCGAUGUUGUAAGAGGACUGUCCGAGCGCGCGCAGCGUAGCUUGGGAUUUCGCUCCCAGUAUCCACGGGGGGCUCCAGGUCUCUGGAUGGACGGUUACAAUGAAGUGGCAAUACGUCUUGGGCUAGAAGAUUCUAAAUAA